Malurus melanocephalus (red-backed fairy wren) is the source of this 5591-nucleotide messenger RNA. It is a transcript of the gene RHOBTB3, whose product is annotated as Rho related BTB domain containing 3. Lineage: Eukaryota; Metazoa; Chordata; Aves; Passeriformes; Maluridae. The transcript is spliced from 12 exons. Gene Ontology annotation, cellular component: cytoplasm. Bases 278 to 2101 code for a protein of 607 amino acids. The record is from RefSeq and is a predicted model, not a curated record. Gene Ontology annotation, molecular function: ubiquitin protein ligase binding; GTPase activity; GTP binding. Gene Ontology annotation, biological process: proteasome-mediated ubiquitin-dependent protein catabolic process; regulation of proteolysis.
GCGCUGCUGCCCCCGCUGUUACUGCGCCUGCUGCUGCUCCUGCCGCAGCUGCAGCCCCGGCGUGCGGCCGCAGUGCCUCGGCCGGAACAGCCAGCACCGAGUUAGCCAGCCUGGCCACAGCCGAGGGAAUGCGGCAGGAGCCCCAGAGGUCACCGCAGCGAGGUUGAGCGUGGACUCCAAGGAAUAACMAGCCAAACCCGCCGGGGAUUUGCAAUGCAAGCAGCCUUUCCAGGUUUCUUUUCUGCUUUGCUCCCACCCUGCUGUUGGAUUUGAGAUCAUGUCGGUUAAUAUUGUAGCUUUUGGGAAUGAAAGAGAUGGUUUUUCUGAGGGCAAUCAGCAGCCCAGCCUGAUCUGGAGCUACCUCGGGAGAAGUGCUCUCAUUUCCCAAAUCGACAGCAGCUUGUCUGCAAGUCACGUUGGAAACCCAGUUUUUUCUGAGUAUCAAGCCUGUGUGUUUGGAAAUGUCAGACUGGUGGUGCACGACUGUCCUGUCUGGGAUAUAUUUGACAGUGACUGGUACACCUCCUGCAGGCUCAUUGGAGGAGCUGAUAUUAUUGUGAUUAAAUAUUCUGUCAAUGACAAGGCUUCAUUUCAAGAACUAAAGGACAGCUAUGUKCCAAUGGUAAAAAAAGCGUUAAACCACUGCUCGGUUCCAGUGAUCAUUUCUGCUAUUGGUGCAAGAAAAAAUGGAGUGCCUUGCACCUGUCCUCUGUGCACUUCAGACAGGAGGAGCUGUGUCACAACCUCUGAGGGAGUUCAGCUUGCAAAGGAACUCGGAGCCACUUACCUUGAGCUGCACACCCUUAAUGACUUCUACAUACAGAAAUACUUUGGAGGAGUGCUGGAAUAUUUUAUGAUCCAAAGUUUGAAUCAGAAGUCAUCUGAAAAAAUGAAGAAAAGGAAGAAGACACAGAAGUGUCAUCGAGUCCAGCCACCUCAGCUUGAACAGCCAGAAAAAAUGCCAAUCCUGAAGGGCGAAGCCUCGCACUACAACGCAGACCUGCACAACCUUCUCUGCUGCUGCCAGUGUGCAGAUGUGGCCUUCUACCCCGAGGACCUCAGCACAGCGGUGGAGGCUCACAAGAUCAUCCUCUGCUCUGUCAGCCACCUCUUCAUGCUGCUGUUCGGGGUGAAGAGCCCAUCCGAUGCCCAUGACGCCUCUACGGUGCAGCUGGCACAGAGUCUCUUCACAGUGGAGACGGGGGAUCCCUUGCCCUUGUCCCCCCGAGGUGUCCCAUCCUGUGUGCCACCAGUCAGGGUGGUGGUGAAGGAUUCUGUCUUCUGUGCUUGUCUCCCAGACAUCCUCCACUUCAUUUACUCAGGUGCUUUCCAGUGGGAACGAUUAGAAGAGGACAUAAAGAAGAAGUUGAAGGAUCCAGAAAAAACAGAGCAUGUGCUUGAAAAAGUUAAAUGCAUCCUGAAAACUCCAGGAAAGCUUAACUCUGUAAAGGAUUGCAGGUCUCACCAGAUUAAACGGCUCUAUAACACUUCUCUCAGGCUAUUUUUUAACACGCCUGUCCUGGCUGAUGUCAUCUUCAAAAUACAAGGUGCAACUGUGCCAGCCCACAGGGCAGUUCUGGUGGCCCGCUGUGAGGUUAUGGCUGCUAUGUUUAAUGGUAAUUAUCUGGAAGCAAACAGCAUUCUGGUUCCAGUUUAUGGGGUUUCCAAAGACACUUUCCUCUCCUUCCUAGAGUACCUUUACACYGACUCCUGCUGCCCAGCCAGUAUUCUCCAAGCGAUGUCUCUGCUGAUCUGUGCAGAGAUGUACCAAGUAAUGAGACUCCAGCAUAUUUGUGAACUUUACAUCAUCACGCAGCUUCAGAGCAUGCCUAGCAGGGAACUGGCAUCCACAAGCCUCAGUAUUGUUAGCUUGCUCAAAAAAGCUAAGUUUCACAAUUCUGAUUGCCUUUCAACUUGGCUUCUUCAUUUUAUUGCCACUAACUACCUCAUCUUCAGUCAAAAGCCUGAAUUUCAAGAACUUUCAGUGGAAGAGCGCAAUUUUGUAGAGAUGCACCGAUGGCCUUCCAACUUGUACCUGAAGCAGCUUGCUGAUUACAGGAACUAUAUCCACUCUCAGAAAUGCCACUGCGCAGUAAUGUAAGGAGACUGAAUACAGACAAAAUGCAUCUCAACUGCAGAUUUUCAGAUUGGGGAUUACAUAGAAUAUAAAAACAGYGUCAAGAGUGAAACCUGAUGCUGACCUCCUCUGGAACUUACAGACAUUCUUUGUUUUGCUAACAAAUUACUCUAAUUUUUACCUUGAAGCAUUGAGAAAUAUAUGUUGAAGAUUUAUUUAAGCACAAAGACUUCAUGGGGAUUAAAUGUAGUACAGGACAGUGCCAUGACUGGCAUCUGUUCCCCUUACUAAUUUCUUUAUUGUUUAUUUUAUUGUUUUUCUUGGUUAUUUGUGGCUGCUAAACUGAAUCUGUUGAAAAUAGACUGGUUUUGUAAAUCUGUGUGUAAUAGAAGCAUAGGACCACAGUAGCAGUUCAGGGAAGCUGAGAAACAAAGUAAUAAAUUCUUCAUAUAUUUCAGAAAGCAAAAUUUUAUGCAGCAUUUGUUAAACAAUAUAAAGGGUAGGCUUACUAAGGAUUGUAGUUGCUAUUAAUUUAUUACUUCAGAGAAAGCCUGUAGUUCUGUUACAAUCCUAUGAGUAGAUAUUUUAAUUCCAGAGGAAUGCCUGUGCAUCACUGUAUCUCUAGUGCCUCCCAAAUAUCAAAAAAGACAUAAUUUUUCCUACCAGUAACUAGGAGAAGAAAGCCUAUUUUAACCAUUUGCAAAACACCUUUGUUAGUAUGGUCAUAUUGUAUUUUUCCCCAUAAGAAAUAAAGAUAUGGAGAACUACAUAAGCUCUGACCAUGUCCAUAUGGUACUGAUGGAUGAGGAAGAAAGGCAGAGGGGUCAAUAGCCUUUCAUGGCGUUUGAGAGGGAAAACUCAUUAUCAGAAGUGGCUUUUUUGGGAAAAGUCUGUCUUGUAAUCAUAGGUCCCCACAACAGUUGGCAGCAUAAAUGUUGGAUGUGCUGGCCAUACAGGAGGUGACCUUCAUGGAUUUGCCAGCACUGCCAGGGAUGUCAGCUUUUGUGGUGGGACUUUGAGCUCAACCCUCCCCAGUGGGGACUUAGCUCAACUUUAGUUGUCAUCCUGUCCUCAGAAGCUACAUCAUGUGAGAGAAACCUAACAAUGGAUCCUGAGAUACAACAGAAGAACCCAGAAUAUCAUGAUACUUGCAGAUGCUGUUUAGAAUUUUAUUGACCUGCAUAACUCAUCAUGCUGUUGACUUGCGGGUGCAUAGGAUGUGCUAAUGCCUUUACCUGAGCCCAGGUGCUUUUCUAGAAGCGAAAUCCAAUCUAAUCAAGAAACUAAAUGCCUCUGUAUCAUUCUUGCUCGAAGUAUUAAAAGUUUGCUUUUUCAUCUACCUUCGUAAUUUGGUAUGUACCCUGAGGCUUUGGCAUUUCCUCAAUAUCCACCACAUCAAAUGUAUCUGGAAACUGCACAGAGAAGAAGAAGGUAGGAAAGCAAAUGGCUGGAGCUGAAGUUUUUGGUUUUUUUGUUUUUUUUUUUUCUUUUCUUUUUAAAGCUAUAAGAAUUGUUUUAUUUUUCAAUACAGUUUUAUAGGUAAAUUAUUCUUUCCAAAUUCCAUUCUAGGGUCACAAAGAUUUUCUUCUUCCUGGUGAUACUUUGCAGAACUUGAGGGGUGUUUCCUUCUCUAUUUUUGUAUACACACAAAAUAAAAGAGUAUGACUCAGCUGGCUGCUGCAGACUCAAAUUUUUGAGGUUAGUUUUAUGCGAGAAUGAUUUUUUUUUUUUUUAAACUUUGAAUCUGUGAAUCCUGAAGUUCUUUAGAAGACAAAUAUACUUAUCUACAUCUCAUAUAUAAGGAGUCUGAAAUAUAGAGCAUUACCUUGCCAUUUCAAGAGAAUUAAAGAAAACCAAAAUGAUUAAAGAAAAAAAAAUAAUUUGGAAAGUAAUAAAUAUAGAACUUAAAUGUGAAACAAGUAAUUUUUUUCAUUAUAUAGUUAUCAAAAAAGUUAAGCAAAAAUUAACUGUAUAGAUAAGAAUAAAACUGUAAUUUUUUUUUAAGCUUAAAGUCAUAGAAAAAUAUGCACAUGCAGCUGAACUACAGCUUGUCUGAACAUCUGACAGCAUCCUCGRAUGCUUCUACCAGAAGCCAGCUCAAUUAUCAGUAGUGGGGAUUAAAUGCUUCAUACUGACAUCCUGUGCAAAAGUGACACAAAAGCUUCAUGAAUGUUUGUCUGUGCUGAAUAUAGUCCUGAAUAUUUAAUACUUUAAAAGCUUUCCCAGGUUUUUCUCUAGGAGUUAGUCUGUUGCAAAUGAUUUGUGUAUGGAUGACAAAUUAGAAAAUACUGGUUUUAAUUUUCUGUAAAUGUUUUAUAGGCAUUCAAAACUAGGCUUAAUGGAAAUACAAACCCUUUAUAUCCAAACCAGAGAAAUAUUUUGCUAUUGCACAUUUUAGUCAGUGGUAGCCUCAUGUUUUAUACAGAGAAGUCAGGCAGUAUAAAAAUAUUUAUUAUUCAUUCAGAGUUUAAUGCAUACUACUAUUCAGAAAAUAAACCAUGUCUCCAUUUUAAUGAGUAACCCCAUAAUGCUGCCUGUAUCAGGUGCAGAUGUGCUGUACUUCCAGACAUAAACCAUCUGAUAAAUUUUAAUUCUUAGAAGAAUUCAUACUAUAAAUUCUAAUUUUCAUUCUCUAAGAUGACUUUCUGUGGAAAUGUAGUAGUCUUAAAGCUAUUUUUAAAACAUACUUUUAGCAUUUAGAAACAUGACUGAAAAUAGAUAAUGAUGCUUUGUGAGUUGUUAUUGGCAGCUGGUUUUAGUGGAGGCUUUAGGACUGUGUCCAUCACAGAUAGUCAGGACUUAGGGCAGUACUUAAUUUGGUAUUUAUUUAUUUAUAACUGUGUAUGGCAUAAAGUAAAAAUUGCUAUAACAGCCCCCCCAUUUCCCCCCCUUAUACUAUGGUAUAAUAUAAAAAUCAGGUACAAACUGAAAAAAAGAAAAAGUUAUUUAAGGAAGUGGUCUUGAAAAAAUAAAAUGUUUCUGGAAUGCUUCCACUGAUUCCAACACCUCCCAAACUCCCCUGGCCCAGGCAGCAUUGGGAUCAAAUAAGAAGGUCAGUGGUGAAUAUGAACAGUACCUUAAGCAGUACUCAGAGUAUUUGAGAUUAUAUAUUUAGGCUUAAUUUUAAGUAGAGAUGCAACUCCCAAGUCCUUCAUUAGAGCUAACGCUCAAAAUUAACUUGUAUAAUUUUUUGAAUAAUGAAUUACACCCUUAACUCUUGCUCUCCAUUAUAUGUGUGUUCUUUUCCCAAACUAGCACUAAGCUUUAUAGAGACUAACACAGAAAGCUUUCUGCUCUAAUAAGGUUUUCCACAUGAUUGUGAGAAAACCUCUGCUAUUGUCCUUACGCCAUGGUUUGCUUGAUUUGAAAAAAAAACAAAAAAAAACCAAAAAAACCCUGUUAGAAAAAAGAAUAACUAUUUUAUUAGGCAUGUCCUGAAAUUCUGGUAUGUCUUUCUUUUAAUGUACCCUGACUAAAUUAUGCCUUUUUAGAUUGAAUAUGUAAAAUUUUGAUA